CUUAUGUAGCUCAUAAUAGCUUCAGGUCUUCUAGUGAGAAUAAUUUCUUCUUUGGUUAGUAAUAGUAUCAACUACAGUCUAUAUCAUGUGUGAGUUAUUUUUAGGAACCUGGAAACUCAUUUCUAGUGAAAACUUUGACAGCUAUAUGGAAGAACUGGGGGUGGGUUUUACUACUAGGAAACUUGGCAGCCUGGCCAAGCCCAGUGUGGUCAUCAGCACCAAUGGGGAUAUAAUAACCAUCAAGACAGAGAGCACCUUUAAAAACAUAGAGAUCUCCUUCAAGCUGGGGGAAGAGUUUGAAGAAACCACAGCAGAUGACAGGAAAACCAUGAGCACUGUAACCUUGGAUGAUGGCUCUCUGACUCAGGUGCAGAAGUGGGAUGGCAAACAGACCACAAUAAAGAGAGCGCUGGUGGAUGGAAAGAUGGUUGUGGAAUGCACCAUGAACAAUGUCACCUGCACUAGAGUCUAUGAGAGGGCCUGAGGCAUUCCCAUCUCCACACCGGGUCAGAACUUGCUGCUGAGAAUCAGUUCAAGGACUGUAGCUGCACUACUCUGCUAUCUGCUUGCACAAGCCUCUUGCUUCACCUUGAGAAACAAAUGCAUUCAAAGCAGUUCUGUAACUAACUUGAGCUAUUGGUGACUGUGGCUACUAAAUAAAUCACUUCUGAACACAUGGUG
Mauremys reevesii (Reeves's turtle) is the source of this 681-nucleotide messenger RNA. Its product is annotated as myelin P2 protein-like. Gene Ontology annotation, biological process: fatty acid transport. Bases 86 to 484 code for a protein of 132 amino acids. The transcript is spliced from 4 exons. Lineage: Eukaryota; Metazoa; Chordata; Testudines; Geoemydidae. The record is from RefSeq and is a predicted model, not a curated record. Gene Ontology annotation, cellular component: cytosol; nucleus. Gene Ontology annotation, molecular function: fatty acid binding.